This is a messenger RNA of Pyricularia pennisetigena, 1629 nucleotides long. RefSeq lists its product as uncharacterized. Bases 1 to 1629 code for a protein of 542 amino acids. Gene Ontology annotation, molecular function: heme binding; oxidoreductase activity, acting on paired donors, with incorporation or reduction of molecular oxygen; monooxygenase activity. The record is from RefSeq and is a predicted model, not a curated record. The transcript has 3 exons. Lineage: Eukaryota; Fungi; Ascomycota; Sordariomycetes; Magnaporthales; Pyriculariaceae.
AUGGGUUUAUUCACCCCAGAGAAUGUGGCCUCCCUUAACGGGGUGGCGGCCAAGGGAGCGACCGAGCGACUGUAUGGCCUUGGGAGCGUACUUCUCGGCGGCCUCGUCAUCUACUAUAUCGGCCUGUCCGUGUAUCGGCUCUACUUUCACCCACUCGCCAAAAUUCCUGGUCCGCCCCUCAUGGCCAUCAGCGACGUGCCAUUUCAGUUCCAAUGCUACGUGCAAGGCAUUUUUGCGAAGCGUGCAGUGUCGAUCCAUGCCAAGUACGGCAAUAUCGUACGAGUAGGUCCCGACCGGCUGGCGGUCGACGCCUCCGUGGGCUGGACCGACAUAUACGCACACCGCCAGGGAGGCACCGAGACCGAGUUCGUAAAAGUCGAGGGUUUCUUCGGACCACCUCCGAAUCCCUCUAUGAUCGCGGCCCCGACGCGCGAAGAACACCGCCGGCAGCGCCGCGCGCUCGCCCACGCCUUUAGCGACGCGGCAAUGCAUGAGCAGGAGCCUAUCAUCACGUAUUACGUGGACCUGUUGAUCCGGCGCCUCUCCGAAGAAGCGCAAAGCGGCUCUUACCCGGAUCUCGUCAAAUGGUUCAACUACGUCAGCUUUGACAUCAUUGGGGACCUGGCCUUGUCAGACUCCUUUAGAGCCCUCGAGAGCGGCAAGGGGCACCCCUGGAUCACAAGCCUGUUCAAGAGCGUCAAGGGGGGUUCGUAUAAUCGCGCCCUCGCCGCCACCAUGCCGCUUCUCCUGCCGCUCGCCGGGCUCGAUUUGACAGGCGCCAUCAAGGCGUUCUUCUACACCCGCAACUACGCCUUCGAAAAGGCCAGAGCGCGCAUGGCCAAGGGAGCAGAUUACGGCAAGACGGACCUGAUUGGCGCCGACGGCAACCCAGUGGUCAGGCGAGACUUUAUUGGCUACAUGAUGCGCGAGAACACGGACAAGCAGCGCCUGACCCCAGCUGAGAUCGAGUUCAACGCCGAAACGCUCGUCAUCGCCGGCAGCGAGACGGCGGCCACAUGCAUGGCGACGCUUGCCUACUGUUUGAACCUGCCUGAAAAUCGCCAGUGGCUUGAUGCCGUCGUUUCCGAGGUUCGUGGCCACUUCAAGCGCGAGGCAGAUGUCCAGUUGAACUCGGUCGGAGCCAGUAUGCUGCCAAUCCUGCACGCCUGCAUCGAGGAGGCGCUUCGCAUCCACACGCCGGGCGCCGAGGUCCCACCGCGCGUCUCACCUGGCGCCGUUGUCGGCGGAAAAUAUAUUCCCAAGGAUACCAUCUUACACGUGUUCCAGGGUGCCACGUACCUCAACCCCGAGCACUUCCUCGAGGCUGACAAGUUCCGGCCGCAACGCUUCCUUUCCCCGAGCCAUCCCCUGUACGAGCCCCGUUUCGCCAAGGACAACAUGGCCGUCUUCAAGCCCUUCAGCUACGGCCCGCGCGACUGCAUCGGCAAGAACCUCGCGUACACCGAAAUGCGCCUGAUCUUGGCCAGGAUGUUCCUCCGUUUUGACUUUGUCGACGUGCACCCCAGCUUCGAGAACUGGUUGACGGACCAGCGCUGCUAUUCCGUUUGGGAGAAGUCGCCCCUGAUGAUAAAGAUCCGUGAGAGGACCGAUCUGGAGCUCAAGGCAUGA